Messenger RNA from Aspergillus melleus, 977 nucleotides. Its product is annotated as centromere protein H. Gene Ontology annotation, biological process: kinetochore assembly. Lineage: Eukaryota; Fungi; Ascomycota; Eurotiomycetes; Eurotiales; Aspergillaceae. The transcript has 3 exons. Bases 73 to 792 code for a protein of 239 amino acids. The record is from RefSeq and is a predicted model, not a curated record. Gene Ontology annotation, cellular component: kinetochore.
AGCCAAAAUAGAAAUCCGCCCUCCCCCAUCACACGAUGCUUGUUUCUCCGCUCUGCCACGGGGCCUAGUUCGAUGGCUUCGUCAAAGGCUCGUUCUCUGCCUCACCUGGACCCGGGUGAGGUCACCUUAGUAGAAAUUGCCGCCAAUGACCCUCGAGAUACUGUGUCUUUCUCCGACAAAGAGGCGUCGAUCCUGCAGCUCUAUCGCCAGAUCCAGGAACAACAAUUAGAAAAGGCGCUACUUCAACAAGACCCUCAGUUGCUCUCCGGAGACAAUGCCGAAGAGCAGUUGGCCAUCGCUGAACGCGAGCUUCUCGAGGCGAGAGCCACUUACACGGUCAGGAGGAAAGCUGUCGCAACCAUCCUGAUGACUGACCCUACUCUGAAAGCUGUUCACCUGAAAGCGACGUCCCCAGCUGAACAUGAUCUUCUUCGCCUGAUUAACCGCCGGGAUGCACUUUCCCUAGCGCAUGAGAACCUCAACUCGGCGCAUAAUACGACGAUCAAGAACCUAUCAUCCGUGGAGGUCGAAAAUCGAAAGCUUCAUAAAAAGAACCAGGAGCUUGUACGUGAACUACUAGAACUCACCAAAGAUGAUGCAUCAUGGAAAGAACGCCUUGAGGAUGAGGAACUGGUAUCGCAAUUGGACCAAGCAAAGGAAGAUCACAAGAAAAGCAAAGCCAAGUGGGAUACCAUGAAAAAUAUAGCAAGCGCCAUGGUUGUUGGAAGUGGAAUAAAUUGGGCGGAUGACGAGGCCCUGACGGCCCUUGUUCUGGAUGAAUCUGAUGAGUGAUGCACUUGACGAACUGAUGUGAUGCUUGUUCUGCUGGUACUUAGACAAGGCAGGUGUUGGAUUUGGACUAUACCCUGUUGACUGGAAUUUGAAUCAUUCUUACUACCACACUCGGAGUAUUGUAUACUAUGUAAGGUGUAAAUCCAUAGGUAGUAAAUCCGUAAGCAAACACCGCCGCGGUGGUG